AUGGCCGUCGACCCAUCUACAUUUCCCACCUAUACCACUGGUGGACUCAUACGCCAGAACCUGAGCGACGACACCAACGUCCAGAAGCGCUGGACUUGCAGUGGAUCCGCAACGUUAACCUGGGGUGAUGCUGACAACGGUGGCAAGGGUGUAACCAUCCACAAUGCCGAUACUGACUGGCGCGGCUUCUACAUUUACCACAACAGUUGUGACAACGUGCCGUACAAAUACAUCUGGAUCAAUGCCGGCGAGACACAAUUCGUGUCGUUGCCCGAUAUGUUCGAAGGUCGCAUCGUCCGUGGUGUUGACAAGUACAUGCUGAACGGACAGCCUCAACUGCUUGCCACUUGGUUCGAGAUCACUAUUGAUGCGAGCGGCGUGAUGUGGACUGACGUCAGCGUGAUCCGGGGCUGCGAUGGUGCUGUGCUUCUAUGGGGUCUCGACGCCGCCAAGGGUUGGAGCGGCUUUACUCAGUACAUCCUUGACGGUGCGCCAACGGGUUCUUACGAUAUGAAGAACGAUGGCCAGUGGGUGCUGAAGUAUACAGAGAACAGCGACGGCAGCAUCAACACCGUUGUUCGCGACUGGUACAUCUCCCAAGUCGGCGCCAACUAUAUUUUCGUUGAUGACGACCACUACAAGCCUGUUAUCAGUUCGCAGAACGGUAGAUUCGGAACUUACUGGCCAGCUGGUCGUCCUUAA
Truncatella angustata is the source of this 702-nucleotide messenger RNA. RefSeq lists its product as uncharacterized. The record is from RefSeq and is a predicted model, not a curated record. The transcript has a single exon. The coding region runs from base 1 to 702 and encodes 233 amino acids. Lineage: Eukaryota; Fungi; Ascomycota; Sordariomycetes; Amphisphaeriales; Sporocadaceae.